UUUCUCUGCUUUUAUUUGUGCUGUGAAGCUCAGCAUUUUCCUAUUCAAGGUUCGACCUGCCCAAGAUAUCCAACUAAAGGUUUCUCUUCAUAAAGAAGAAAAUCAUUGUCUAUUUAGCCAGAAGAGAAAAAGGUCAUGAAUCAGAUUCGAUCCCAUUCUGUACAACUGAAUGAUGGACACUCCAUACCCAUAUUGGGAAUUGGCACCUCCACCCCUAAUCAGGUUCCUAAGUCUAAAGUAGAAAAGGCCAUCGAGUUGGCCAUUGAUGUAGGCUACCGCCAUAUUGACUCAGCUUAUCUCUACCUAAAUGAAGAAGAGAUUGGACGGGCCAUCCAGAAGAAAAUCAACAGUGGCACUGUGAUGAGAGAUGACAUAUUCUACACUUCAAAGGUGCUGUUCCCUCUAGAUCUGUGGGAAGCUCAUGCUAAGCUGAAUAAGCUGCUGUGGAGCACCUUUCUCCGCCCAGAAUUGGUCCAAACAGCCCUGGAAAUGUCACUGAAGAAACUUCAGCUGAGCUAUGUGGAUCUUUAUAUUAUUCAUUUCCCAACAGCUUUUAAGCCUGGGGAGGAUCUUUACCCAAAGGACAAGCAGGGAAAAAUCAUUUCUGACACAGUAGAUCUCUGCACCACAUGGGAGGCCCUGGAGAAGUGUAAGGAUGCGGGAUUGACCAAGUCCAUCGGCGUGUCCAACUUUAACCACAAGCAGCUGGAGAAGAUCCUGAACAAGCCAGGGCUCAAGUACAAGCCCGUCUGCAACCAGGUGGAAUGUCACCCUUACCUCAACCAGAGCAAAAUGCUAGAGUUCUGCAAGUCAAAGGACAUUGUCUUGGUUGCGUAUGCUGCACUGGGGUCCGACCCAGGCAAGGACUGGAUAAACAAGAACAAUCCAGCUCUCCUGGAGGAUCCAGUACUCAAAGCCAUUGCUGAAAAGCACGGGAGAACUCCAGCCCAGGUGGCCCUGCGCUACCAGUUGCAGCGGGGGGUGGUGGUCCUGGCCAAGAGUUUUAAUGAGAAGAGGAUCAAAGAGAACUUCCAGGUUUUUGAUUUCCAGUUGACGCUAGAGGACAUGGAAACCCUAGAUGGCCUAAAUAGAAACAUGCGCUAUUUUGAAGCACAUGAAUUUUCUCAUCACCCAAAUUAUCCAUUCCUUGAUGGAUAUUAACAACAGUGUCUGUGAUUACUCCAGAAUUCUUUGAUUUUUUUUUUCUGAUGAUUAGAGAACAUCUCAAGAAUGAGAAGGUAUUUGAUUUAUUCCAUGUUGCUUAGCCUGCUGUGUCACAACUUGGACCAAGUCACAUGAUCAGGAAAUAAAAAUCUCAAAACUCAGUCUUUUUUCUAAGAAAAUAAAGAUAAAUUUUAAAGAACAUAAACUAUUGAAAUUAUGGCAUUUGCUUUUUUAUUUUUUCUGUAUCUCACUAAUGAGGUGAAAUGCUGGCAUCCCUGGAAAUGAUCACAGGGAAUAUAAGUCUCUCAGAAAAUGCAAUCAUUUAG
Choloepus didactylus (southern two-toed sloth) is the source of this 1490-nucleotide messenger RNA. RefSeq names its product prostaglandin F synthase 1-like. Lineage: Eukaryota; Metazoa; Chordata; Mammalia; Pilosa; Megalonychidae. Gene Ontology annotation, biological process: progesterone metabolic process; daunorubicin metabolic process; prostaglandin metabolic process. The transcript has 10 exons. The coding region runs from base 136 to 1161 and encodes 341 amino acids. Gene Ontology annotation, cellular component: cytosol. Gene Ontology annotation, molecular function: ketosteroid monooxygenase activity; aldose reductase (NADPH) activity; androsterone dehydrogenase [NAD(P)+] activity. The record is from RefSeq and is a predicted model, not a curated record.